AUGCGAGGUGUUAUAUUUCAGAUUCUACAGCUAGUUCACUUAAAGAAACGAUUGAGUUAUUUUUUUGCCAAAAAUGGCUUGAGCUUGACAAAGAUUCGUGGUCAAGGUUAUGAUGGCGCAAGCAAUAUGAGUGGUCAAUUCAGUGGUCUGAAAAGCUUGAUUUUAGUUGAAAAUAAUUUUGCGUACUAUGUUCACUGCUUUGCACAUCAACUUCAGUUAGCUCUAGUAGCUUAUGCUAAAAAGGUUUACGCAUUGACUAACUUCUUUAAUUCUAUACAGUUGUUGUGUAAUGCAGUUGGUGCUUCUAGCAAAAGAGCAGAUAUUUUGAGAGAAAAGCAAUUUGAUGAGAUAGUCAAAAGUAUUGCAAGCGAUGAUGUUCAAUCUGGGAGAGGCUUGAAUCAAGAAAUGAGUUUGUCACGACCAGGGAACACACGUUGGAGCUCACAUUACCGAUCAUUGGUAAGUCUGUGUACAUUGUUUGAUCAUGUGCUUGAUGUGCUAGAAAUUAUAAAACACGAUACAACCCUUAUGCAUGCAAAAAAGUCUGAAGCCUCUAGCCUUAUGAUGCGUAUGCAAACUUUUGAAUUUGUAUUACUUUUGAACCUGAUGAUCAAGGUCUUGGCAAUACCGAAUGAGUUGUCACAAGCACUUCAAAGAAAAGAUCAAGAUAUUGUGAAGGCUAUGACUCUUGUAAAAGUUUCAAAGGUGUCAUUACAGAAGAUGAGGGAUAAUGGGUGGGAUGAUCCAUUUCAGAAGACUUCUGAAUUUUGUAUAAAACAUGAUAUAGAUAUCUCUGAUAUGGAAAGUGUACUUUCAUUACAAGGGAGAACAAAACGUAAAGGAACAAUUACUCAUCUGCAUCACUUUAAUGUUGACAUAUUUUAUGCAGUGAUAGAUACUCAACUUCAAGAGUUAAAUGAUCAUUUUAGUGAACUCGACACAUAUAUUGUUGAUAUGCAAAGUGAUCCUGAUUUUUUGAAUUUGCAAGGAAUAGCUUAUCUUGCCAAGAUGAUGGUUGAAAAGAAAAAACAUAUUACGUAUCCUUUGGUUUAUUUACAUAUAAAGUUAGCAUUAACUUUGCUUAUAGCAACUGCAUCUUUGGAAAGAGCAUUUUCAACUAUGAAAUACACCAAGACUGCACUUCGUAAUCGGAUGGGGGAUGAAUGGUUGAAUGAUUGUUUAGUGCCAUAUAUUGAAAAAGAUGUAUUUGAUAGCAUUGAUAAUAAGGGUGUUGAUGGGGAGCAUAAUACUAGUGGUAUGAGAGGGUUUGUGACUGAAGAAGCAAAACAAGGCACAGUGAAAGCAACUGAAGCAAUGGAAAGUAUGGGAGAAACUGCUAAGGAGACUGUGGACACUGCAUGGGAUGCAGCAAAGAACACUGCACAGACACUGACAGAGACAACCACUGCUGAGGCUGAUACAAAUGUUGUGGACACUGCGGAGUAUAGAAGUGCUGAAGAUUUGAGGGGGGAGCUUGGAGAUGGCUAUGAUAAUAUAGAGUUAUAA
Gastrolobium bilobum is the source of this 1506-nucleotide messenger RNA. RefSeq lists its product as uncharacterized. The coding region runs from base 1 to 1506 and encodes 501 amino acids. Gene Ontology annotation, molecular function: protein dimerization activity. The record is from RefSeq and is a predicted model, not a curated record. The transcript is spliced from 3 exons. NCBI's taxonomy places the organism in Eukaryota, Viridiplantae, Streptophyta, Magnoliopsida, Fabales, Fabaceae.